This is a messenger RNA of Populus trichocarpa (black cottonwood), 2861 nucleotides long. RefSeq names its product pentatricopeptide repeat-containing protein At1g08070, chloroplastic. The transcript is spliced from 4 exons. Gene Ontology annotation, molecular function: zinc ion binding; protein binding; RNA binding. The record is from RefSeq and is a predicted model, not a curated record. Gene Ontology annotation, biological process: RNA modification. NCBI's taxonomy places the organism in Eukaryota, Viridiplantae, Streptophyta, Magnoliopsida, Malpighiales, Salicaceae. The coding region runs from base 1302 to 2768 and encodes 488 amino acids.
AAGAAGUGAUAUGAAGUAGAAGAUUGCAUAACAAUGCAACUUUACAUGCUUUUCUCAGUAUCAGGAAUGCAUGUCAUGAGUAGCAUAAUUCAGAGAAUUCAUUCAAGUCAUUCUUAGAAAGUUUGUGCUCUGCGAUGCCAUUUUGAUAAUACCUUCCAUCUGCUUUCAUAAUUUUGGCCAAGAUGGCGAACCUGAGAGGGUUGAGAAAUCAGAAGGUAUAUUACGUCUUAUUCAGGGGCUUCUUUAAAGAUUUGGCUGGACCAUUAAAGGUUAUACAACAACAGCUUAUAUCUAGUAAAGCAUCUGUAUGGAUGUAAAACAAUUUUUUAUUUCCUAAAUGUCCCAUAGCUUUGCAAUUCAUACAUUUGCAGCCGAGGAGAGCCAGUUUAUCUGUUUUCAUCGUUCUUGAGCUUUGCCUAUUAAAAGAAAAAAGAAGAGAUGGGAGAAGAAGAAAAAAAGUUGUGCUCUUGUGUGCGUACUUUUCAAUUACGAGUAUAGUUUAAGAUGCUCUUGUUGGACAUUCUAAAGCUCUAAAGGAUCUAUUUAGUUGACAAAGUUCAAUUUUUUGUGAUACAAAGUUCUGGCAACUGAAAUAUGGUUCAAGUUUUCAGCUUAGGGUCUUUGUGCUAGCUCUGUUUUUGUCGUAGAGUGGCAAUCAAUAUCUCUGAUGCACACCAUGCAAUCAUUCUGAUCUUUAGUUCGAUUAUACAGGGUACUGUAAGAGGCAGAUUUGGAGGACAAAUGACAGGCUUGCCAUGAUCUCUUGGAAAGGAAUACACCAAAAGUAAGAGCAAGGCUUGCUGGAAAAUUGUCAGCUAUUCGAGAACAUCGCCUAGCUAGUACUACGUCUGGCUGAUGAUUCAUUUGUCGAUUUUGUUCUAUAUUUUUCGACUUAUAAAAUAAAUGGAGACCAUUAACUUCAGUGCUAGCGACUGAUAUCAACCUAAGGUUAGCAUGCAUAGCUGGACAAACAAAGGGAUUUUGUGAGCAACUUAAGCAUCAGAAACCAGAACUUCAGACUACGAGGCUUCUUCUUGAUUUGAGUUAGUAGUUUUAAUGCGAAUUGCAAGAAAAUAAAGCCCUUCUGGUGCAGAGGUGAUAGAGUGCUUUUUACAAGCAACAAGCAAAUUAAGGUCGACUGCAGUUGGGUCAUGUGGUCAAGGGUUAGAGAAUUGGUUGCUCCCUUUUGAGUUAGAAGCAAGAAACAAAACAAAAAUAAAACAAGGAGCAAUACUCCAAAGCAGUUGUUGUUUCUAUGUUGCCGAUGAUGCAAGAAAGCCUUUACGAAUGUUGAAUAUUCUAUGCUUCAUUAUAGAAUAAAAUCAAAAGAAACUGUUCUUGCAGAACUCGAGGACAGGAACCAGAGGUGCUCGCAACGAAAACAAGGGGCUGUACAAUUGGGCAAGCGGCUACAUGCCUACAUUUUAAGAAAUGGGUUUGGAAUGUCUUUGGCUUUAGCCACUGCUUUGGUUGACAUGUAUGGAAAAUGUGGUGAGAUAAGAAGUGCAAGAGCUAUAUUUGAUAGCAUGAAGAACAAAGAUGUUAUGACUUGGACAGCUAUGAUAUCGGCUUAUGCGCAAGCUAAUUGUAUAGACUAUGCUUUUCAACUAUUUGUCCAGAUGAGGGAUAACGGAGUGAGGCCAAAUGAAUUGACAAUGGUAAGCCUGCUUUCGUUAUGUGCAGUAAAUGGAGCCCUUGACAUGGGCAAGUGGUUUCAUGCUUACAUAGACAAGCAAGGUGUUGAAGUAGAUGUGAUACUGAAAACUGCUUUAAUAGACAUGUAUGCCAAGUGUGGGGAUAUUAGUGGGGCUCAGAGGCUGUUCAGCGAAGCCAUAGAUCGAGACAUCUGCACAUGGAAUGUAAUGAUGGCUGGAUACGGGAUGCAUGGAUAUGGUGAGAAAGCUUUGAAACUAUUCACAGAGAUGGAGACACUGGGUGUAAAACCCAAUGACAUCACAUUUAUAGGAGCCCUGCAUGCUUGCAGUCACGCUGGUUUGGUGGUGGAAGGAAAAGGACUUUUUGAGAAAAUGAUCCAUGACUUUGGCUUGGUUCCAAAGGUUGAGCAUUAUGGGUGUAUGGUUGAUCUUCUUGGUCGAGCUGGACUGCUUGAUGAGGCCUAUAAGAUGAUUGAAAGCAUGCCCGUGACACCUAAUAUUGCAAUAUGGGGUGCUAUGCUUGCUGCUUGCAAGAUUCAUAAAAAUUCUAACAUGGGGGAAUUAGCAGCGAGAGAGCUUCUUGCAUUGGAACCUCAAAAUUGUGGUUACAAAGUUCUCAUGUCAAACAUAUAUGCUGCAGCAAACAGAUGGAAUGAUGUUGCAGGCAUGAGAAAAGCUGUGAAGGAUACAGGAAUAAAAAAGGAACCGGGAAUGAGCUCAAUCGAAGUAAAUGGUUUAGUUCACGAUUUUAAAAUGGGAGAUAGAGCACACCCUCUGAUUGAAAAAAUCAGUGAAAUGCUAGCUGAGAUGAGCAAGAAAUUAAAAGAGGCUGGCUACUUGCCAGACACAUCUGUAGUCCUGCACAAUAUUGACGAGGAAGAGAAAGAAACUGCACUUAACUACCAUAGCGAGAAGUUGGCGAUGGCUUUCGGUCUCAUCAGUACUGCUCCAGGGACUCCUAUUCGAGUUGUUAAGAAUCUCCGAAUUUGUGAUGACUGCCAUACAGUAACCAAGCUGUUGUCUAAGAUCUACAAAAGGGUAAUUAUAGUCAGGGACCGUAACCGUUUUCACCACUUUAGAGAAGGAUCUUGUUCUUGUGGUGGUUAUUGGUAACGAUACCAAAAAAGUUUCUGUAUUAUUAUUAUAAAUCGUUUAUGUACAGAUAAUUACAUUGAAAGCUAUGUUCAAGCUCUAUCAAUUGUCCAA